GAAAACUGAACUGUAUACACGAUUACUCUUUAAUGUGUGUUGAAAGGAUUUCUCUGUGGACAUGAACAUGAACUUCAGUGAUGGAUUUUCAUACAGUUUUAGUAAAACGUUUUUCUUUACUAUGUUUAAUAUGAACGUUAAUAAUAAUAAAAGGUGAUUUAUGAGACUUUACAGUCCAAAGGUAAACAAACCUGGUUGUUCAUUAAAGUUUUACGGCUGGAGCCUUUUCACAACAGAAAGUAAAUGUGGCUGUUGGUUUAUCGAUCUUUUGGUUCUUUUUGGGUUUUUGAAGGCACUCGGAGCACACAGAGUUCCUUACUGCCAUGACUUCAGCUCUACCACUGAGAUGGUUUUCACUGCUCCUUUUCUCAGCUCUCAUCCAUCAGACUUCUUCUGGAUUAUUUUCAGUGAAGGUUCAGUCUCCAGUCUCGGGGCUCCUCGGUUCCUCUGUGUCUCUUCCCUGUAGUCUUGAAAACAUCUUGGAUGCUCGACACCUGGAGGUGCGCUGGUAUCGUCCCAAACUAUAUAAUACCCCGGCCCUGUUUUACAAAGACACACAGAUCCAGAAGAAUCCUGUAGAUGUUCAGUACCAGGGCAGAGUGUUUCUGUUAGGAGACCUGGAGAAUGGAGAUGUCUCCAUGAAAUUGGAGAACCUGACUCUAGCAGAUAGAGGAGACUAUGUGUGCCAUGUGAGCAGUGAUAAAUGGUAUGAUGAGGCCACGGUGUCCCUCAGACUGAGAGUGGUGGGAUCCACUCCUGUUCGGACUUUACAAGAAGCAGGAGCAGGAAAGAUUAACGUUAGCUGUCACUCAAAUGGUUGGCUACCUGAGCCUUUAGUCAUCUGGACAGAUAAAGAUGGGAGAGAUCUGAAACAUCUCAGCAAAGACAAGUUCACCAGCAAUACUGAAGGACUUGUAGAUGUGAGCUCAUGGAUGAUUGUGUCUCCAUCUGAGUCUGAGUGGAUCUCCUGCUCUGUGAGUUUGUCUGGUCAGGAGACAAAAGUGAGCAGAACAGCAUUAUUCAUCCCUGCAGAGUCUCGAAAUGGAUACCUUCUUCUGAUUCCAAUUGUUCUGCUAAUGUGUGCUGCUGGAAUUAUUGUCUAUUGUGUACUACGUAAAAAAGGUCUGAUUUCUAAAGAAAAACAGAAAGGAACUGCAGAAGGAACUUUAUCAGAGACUGAACCUCUAAAUCAGGCCUGUGUGAAGAAUCCAGAUGAAAAUGACUCUUCACCUGUCAUUAAUGCUCCUGAUGAUGUGGUUGUAGAUAUAGAGCAAAGCACAGAAAUACGACUAACUCCAUCUCCAGGUCUGAUUUUGAAGAGAAAAAUGACAGAAAGUGCAGAAGUGUUUGUGAGAGCAGAUCUCAACCAUGUGAAAUCAUCUGAACUACAGAAUUCUGAGGCCGUGAAAAAUAAACCACAAGCUGCAGAUUCUGGAGGAGAGCAGAGAGGAUGCAGCUCCUUACCAGUGUUCUCCACUGCAGGUUCAGCUACUGACAAACCAAACUUCAUCUCAAAUACUACACCUGCUGCCUGCAUUUCCGAGACCAUACAAACCUCCACCCCAUCAAAUCCCACCCUCACAUCAAUUUCUUCAAAUCCCACCUACACAUCCACCUCCUCAAGUCCCACUCUCACUUUCACCUCCUUAAAUCCCACCUUCACUACCACCUCCUCAAAACACUCCUCAACUCCCCUUACUACCACCCCUUAAAUUCCACUCUCACUACCACCCUGAUUCCACCCUAUUCCACACCUGAUGCCCCCAUUUGAGAGACAAUACCUACAUCUAUUCCUUCAAAACCCACCCCACUACCACCUCCUCAACUCCUCCCUUACUACCACCCCUCAAACUCCACUCUCACUACCACCACAUCAAAUUCCACACCUGAUGCCCCCAUUUCAGAGACAAUACCUACAUCCAUUCCUUCAAAACC
Molecule: messenger RNA, 1935 nt
Organism: Silurus meridionalis
Lineage: Eukaryota; Metazoa; Chordata; Actinopteri; Siluriformes; Siluridae
Product: butyrophilin subfamily 2 member A1-like
Exons: 12
Coding region: 324-1712 (462 amino acids)
Source: RefSeq, a predicted model, not a curated record